GCCCGUCCCUUUUCCCCCGUCCUCGCCGCCAUCCACAUCCCCCGCGUCAUCCCCCCACUGCCCGACGCGUUACCGACGCGUCUUACAGCGCGCCAUGGACAGCUACGACACGGACACCGCCAUCGACCAUCUCUUCUCCAGCGAACACACCACCAGAGACGCCGUGACGCGCAUACACAACUGGAUAUCCUCCCAGGCCAUCGAACACCCGGAGGCUGCCAUUCGCGACUCUGUCCUCGAUCCGGACUUUGACCUCGAAGACGCGGACGCGUGCCCCACAUACGACCCGCAGCUCUUCUCGUCACCCUCGUGUCCGAAUCUGUCCCGCGCGUCGUCCUUCACGCGACGGAAGGAGGCCCAAGUAGAAUGGGAACAGCUCAUGAAGAGCGCGACUCCCCAGUACUGGGUAGAUCGCGUGAUUUCACCCAAGUCUAGCAGGGGGAACAUGUCGCGAGACAAGCCUCUGCCUGAUCCCCCUCCAUUUGACGCAGACUUGGCUGACCCAUUUUUCCCGUCCUCGCCGGCGCCAACCGUCUCCAGCUUUGCCUCCGCGUCAACAAGCACAACCCCUCCACUCUCGCGUGCUGCUUCUCACAAGUCGCUGCGCAAGCCCCGCCUCUCGCGUUCCAUAUCCUCUUCCCGGUUCCCCUCCAUUAGCACUACCCUCUCUGGUCCGCCUGUGGAUGAGGAGGCUCCGCGUACCCGGGACCAAAGCCCCGCGCUUUACGCGUUUCCUGCGGUCCCUGACGCUGAUCUGAACACGCGUCUUCCCCAGUUGCCUCCGACGCAACCUCUUCGCCUCCCUAUACGGAGGAAGAAUAGCAAUCACCCCAAUGAUAGUACGGUGACGCUCACAGGAACCCCAUCGACCCCGACAAGCUCAUUCUUUCCAUCUGUUUCAUCUUCUCCGCAUGCAUCGCUCUCAACAAUUACCACUCCUGCUCUGACUGACAGUGGUUCCCCUUCCUCCUCCACAUCAUCACGUGCACCGCGAGCCAUCCCUUCUGCAUUGUCUCUCUUUCAUCUUCCUUCUCGUUCAAAUCUCAAGUCUCCAUCAAGUCCCACUUCUGCAGUCGAUGAACGUAGUCAACAUCGCUAUCCUCAUCAUGCGUUCUCCGCUUCGUCAUCCAGUUAUCCCUCUCCCUGCGAAGUAGCCACCCCUCUCUCCACUACGUCGACUUCUCGCUGGUCCUAUGCCAGCUCUGAGCCUGACUUAACUCUGGCGUCUGCUCCGGUCUCACCGUCAUCAUCCGUUUUCCCCAGUUUGAAUGGGACAAAGCAGAGGAUCCGAAACAAGAGCUUCCAUUUCCCUUCUCUGAGUCUGCCUCCAGUGCUCGGCGGAGAAAGGAAGAAAAAGCUGGUUAUCAACGGCGUGCCUGCCGGAGACUCGCGGGCGACCGAGGCAGUCAGACGCUGGUGCGAGAGCCAUGGAGAAGUGUCACGCUUCCAAUGGAAGCCCGAUGGCCUGCACGUUCAUUUCCGGAAAACUAGCGUGGCCGACACUGUAUGCCGCUUGCAAGCUCAAGUGGAAAUCAAGGGCGCCGGGAGCGUCAGUCUUUCCUGGUACCAAGGCAAGCGUCGGCCAUAGCGCCGGAUUGUCCUGCACCUGCAUCUGCACUUUUUAUCUUCGUAUGUUGUCGCAGUGUUGUCCAAGUGUACUCUUGAUGUAACAAAAGUAGAAUCUGUCUUCUACACAGACCACCCACAUUGACACUAUCACGUUCGCUUGUCACUACUCACGCUCGUUUGUUGCUAUUGUUUUCUGUAUUACUGUAUGUUUUUGGGGUAGAUCCUGGAUAGAGGUUUUUUGGUGUCGCAGGGACCAGUACCACAGGCUAUCCACAUGCAUGUACGUGUACAUAUCAAGUAUAACGCCCGAUGUAGUUAGGAACUACAUACCUACCUUUGAAUUGAUAAUUGGAAGUAAACACUGUG
Messenger RNA from Gloeophyllum trabeum ATCC 11539, 1935 nucleotides. RefSeq lists its product as uncharacterized. The coding region runs from base 95 to 1588 and encodes 497 amino acids. The transcript is spliced from 3 exons. The record is from RefSeq and is a predicted model, not a curated record. Lineage: Eukaryota; Fungi; Basidiomycota; Agaricomycetes; Gloeophyllales; Gloeophyllaceae.